GGAGUGGAGUGGGAGGGACCAGGUCCUUCCAGAGCAGAAGGAGUGAAAGUUUGGAGCAGCUGAGUGGAGGCUGGUGUGCUGAGAGGACUGCUGGUUCCUGCUGCUGCAGCUUCAGGACGGACGGAGGAACCAAAUUCCAUUGAAAAUGCUGCCCUGCUGCGCUGUCUUCGUAUUGGUGCUACUAAAGCUAGGCCACGCCCAGUAUGAGCACCUGGGCUACCCACCCGGCUACCCUGACCCGGAACAGGAACACUACACGGCUCCCCAGCUGGCCCCAGACACGCCCAGGAUUCAGCUCCGCCUGGCUGGAGAUAAGAGGAAGCACAACGAGGGCCGGGUGGAGGUCUUCUACAACGGAGAGUGGGGGACGGUCUGUGAUGACGACUUCAGCAUCCACGCUGCUCAGGUGGUGUGUCGGGAGCUGGGCUACCUGGAGGCCGUCUCAUGGUCACCAUCUUCAAAAUACGGGAAAGGAGAAGGACCCAUCUGGUUCGACAAUCUCCACUGCACCGGCAAAGAGAAGACCUUAGCGCUGUGUCCGUCCAACGGGAUCGGCGUUUCCGACUGCAAACACAGUGAAGAUGUGGGCGUGGUGUGCAGCGACAAGAGAAUCCCGGGAUUUAAAUUCAUCAACACGUUGCCCAACCAUGUAGAGAACCUUGAUAUUCAGGUGGAGGAUGUGCGGAUUCGAGCCAUCCUGUCAUCGUACCGUAAGCGGAUCCCUGUAACCGAGGGCUACGUGGAGGUGAAGGAUGGCGGCAAAUGGAAGCAGAUCUGUAACACGGAGUGGACCCAGUUUAACAGCAGGGUCAUCUGUGGCAUGUUCGGCUUCCCUGGGGAGAGGAAGUACAACGCCAGGGUCUACAAGAUGUUUGCUCGCAGGAGGAAGCCCACCUACUGGGACUACUCCGUCAACUGCACUGGAAACGAAGCCCAUCUGUCCAGCUGCAAACUGGGCCAGACUACUGCCCUGAAGUCCAAUGAGAGCUGCAGCGGGGGGCUGCCGGUGGUGGUGAGCUGCGUUCCUGGUAGAGCCUUCGCACCGACGCCCAUGACGGGAUUCAGGAAGGCCUUCCGACAAGAGCAGCCGUUGGUUCGUCUCCGUGGCGGGGCCAUCGUGGGCGAGGGCCGGGUGGAGGUGCUGAAAAAUGGAGAGUGGGGCACCAUCUGUGAUGACAACUGGAACCUGCUGUCUGCCACCGUGGUGUGUCGAGAGCUGGGCUUCGGUACGGCGAAGGAGGCCCUGUCUGGAGGUCGCCUGGGACAAGGUAUGGGCCCAGUGCACAUGAAUGAGGUGGAGUGCUCUGGAUUUGAGAAGUCCAUAACUGAGUGUUUCUUCAACAAGGAGGCUGUGGACUGUAGCCAUGAGGAGGAUGCAGCCGUCAGAUGUAACGUUCCUGCUAUGGGCUUCCAGGAGAGGCUGCGCCUGAGUGGAGGCCGUAACCCCUAUGAAGGCCGUGUGGAGGUGCUGAUGGAGAGGAACGGCUCUCUGGUGUGGGGGACGGUGUGCAGCGAGGGCUGGGGAACCAUGGAGGCCAUGGUGGUCUGCAGGCAGCUGGGCCUGGGCUUCGCCAGCAAUGCUUUCCAGGAGACGUGGUACUGGCCGGGGGAGGUGAGUGCCGACGCCGUGGUGAUGAGUGGCGUUCGCUGCUCUGGGACGGAGAUGUCUCUGUCCCACUGUCUGCACCAUGGAGACCACCUCAGCUGUUCCAAGGGAGGCGGACGCAACGCCGCCGGAGUGUCCUGCUCCGAGACGGCUCCUGACCUGGUGCUGAACCCUCAGGUGGUGGAGCAGACCACCUACAUGGAGGACCGCCCUAUGUUCAUGCUGCAGUGUGCCUAUGAGGAGAACUGUCUGUCCUCCACAUCCAGCCAGGUCCCGGCCAACUCCUACCGCCGCCUGCUUCGUUUCUCCUCCCAGAUCCACAACAACGGACAGUCGGACUUCCGGCCCAAAGCUGGCAGACACUCCUGGGUGUGGCACGACUGUCACAGGCAUUACCACAGCAUGGAGGUGUUCACCAUCUAUGACCUGUUCAGCCUCAAUGGAACCAAAGUAGCAGAAGGGCACAAAGCGAGUUUCUGUCUGGAGGACUCGGAGUGUGAUGAAGGUAUUGAAAAAAGGUAUGAGUGUGCUAACUUUGGAGAGCAGGGCAUCACCGUGGGCUGCUGGGAUACCUACAGACAUGACAUCGACUGCCAGUGGAUUGACAUCACUGAGCUCAAACCUGGAGAUUACAUUUUCCAGAUUAACAUCAAUCCAAACUAUGAAGUGCCAGAGUCAGACUACAGCAAUAACAUCAUGAAAUGCAGAUGUCGAUAUGAUGGUCACCGUGUGUGGAUGUACAGCUGCCAUAACGGUGGCUCAUUAAGCACAGAAACAGAACAGACGUUCCCAGGCCUCCUCAACAACCAGGUGACCCACAGGUAAAGCAGAGUGAAGCCAACCGGCCGUUCCCUCCAGCAGGAUGACCGUCUGACGCCCACCAACCACUGCACAUCUCCACCUGUGCUGGACUCCUCCUGCCAGCUGUGUCCUGGUCCAAACAUCUCCUUUUAUGUCCCCUCUUCUAUGAAGCAGCAGCUUUCUGUGACACUCAGACCUCCUCCUUCCCUUCAGCAGAGAGAUGAUUUGAUUCCCCUCCUGUCCAGACACAGUCAGCUGCAGCUUCACCAACACUUUGCUCUGUGACUGAGAGAGCUUUUUACUUUGUAAUGAGCGCUGAAUAAACCUGCAGGUUAGUGGCAGCAUCAGGGAAUGUCAUCAGGAAAGUGCCUUUUUUCAUGGAACUCUGCUGCAGUGUUUCCUGUUCAAAGCUCUCCUUGGGAGUUUGGAUUUUUGUACCUGAAGAUUGAGAGAAUUAUCAUUGUGGCAGCACAAGUCAAUUUCUUCCACUUUUAAUCAGUUUCUCAGAGUGCCUUUUACACACUGAAGUCCAGAUACACUGAGGUUACGUUCCACAGGCGUUCCUGCUGCAUGCUGGGUAUUUAAGGUGAAGCUUCACAUCUCCACUGAAGGCUAAAUGAGCAGAAGCAAGUCCUGACAAAGCAAGCAGCCGUUCAUCACCAGUUACAGAUACUAACUGUCUGAUUGAGCUGCAGGACUGAUGUGCCAUGGCUGAAACGUGCCUCUAAUCUGCUCUGCAAAGUGAAUGGACCAGACUGUAGUUACGCUUCAAAAACAGAGGUGCACUACUAGAGGUGUAGUGGAAGCAAUCUCAUUUAACAGAGAGACAAAUAUUAUUCUUAUUUUUCUGUUUAUAUGCAGCAACAUGUGUCUCUGAAGCUGACGUUCUCUUUGCCUUUACAUCCAUUCCUCCUCCCUUCUUUAAGACCUCUGAUGGUUUGUGUCCACAGGAUCUGUCACCUUCAUCGUCCAUGAAAGCCGCUCUGCAGUGCAUUCUGGGAGCAUCACGUUGCAUUUCUAGAGAAGUGCCGUUGCUUUUCCUGCUCCUCAGUUGCAUAAAGCUGAGGUUUUGACUACUUUAUGCAAAUGAGGAAAAUAACUGUUGUUAACCUUAAAUGAAAACAGAUUCAGCAGCUGCAGAGCUGAAUUCACCCCAGAUGUGUUUAGAAUAAAAGUUAAAAGCUGCCGUAUUGGUCCAGUUUAAAGUUCCAGAAGCAGUCAGUUCCUGAGUGAAGUGUUGUUCUGUUAGAUGCAGCUGUUCGGGCUGUCCGCCCAUCAAGCAUCCAGUGUUGUGAUCCCUAAAAACGCCCCUGUGGACACAUACCAUAAUAAGAAAAGCCCUCAGAGAGCAGUCCUCCUCCAAGGCUGCUCAGUCCUCGUAUCAUUUCUGAUGGAUAAGUCCUGAUAAGUCCUCAGAGGUGGAUUUGUAGUAGGAUCACAAUCAGCUGAUGUAGUGUUCACUGGUUGUCAUGGUUACAGUUACGAUGUGCAGAAAUCUUCAACAAAUCCAUGGAUCCAGACUAUAAGCUGCAUCACUGCCAGAAUCUAAUGAUUUGGUCCUUGAGUCAUUUCUGACCUUCCCUGAAAAUUUCAUCCAAAUCAUUGGUCUGUUUUUUGUUUUUGAGUAAUGUUGCUAACAGACAGACGGACAGACAGCCGAUCGUCACAUAACUCCGCCUAGACUCUGCCUCUUUGACGGAGUAAAAGUCUUGCUUUUGCUGCCCUCCAGUGGUUAUCUUCUGACCUUGCUGCAGUUGGUUCUGGUUUGCUGCUGAUGGACGGUUUCAGGUGCGACUGAACACAUCUGACCCCAGCAGAUUUUUAUUCGACGCUAAACAAACUUGGAACUUCCAACCACAGCUGGCAGUAGAUGGCUGCUCUUCACCUGGUCGGAGGUACUGUUAAACAGCCUGUUUCAGGGAAGGGCAUGAGGGUUUUUAGUGUCGUGCUGAAAUGAGAACGAAGGAUCGACUUAUUCUUGCAUAUAUCCAGUGAAAUGAAUUAAAAGUCUCCCUCUGUUGAUAGUUUUUACCUCGCUAACAUGUCUAUGUCAAGUUUUUAGCAUGCUGUUUUAUCAUGUUUUUAUCAUGCAACUCAUGAUGCAUUGCUCAUGCAUCAUGAGUAAGAUAAGCAAUCAGUGCAGUGACUGGACACUUCAGUCCUUAGACUGCAGUAUAUCGAUCCCAGAUUCAGAUUCAGACCAAACCAACCUGAACCAGGUAGUGUACGGCUGAUUUAUAGGUCCGAGGUGAGCUGGUGUGCUCCUUCUGCAGUGAAUGGGGAGGGCUGAGGGACUUCAUAGAUGUUCACAUUCUAGAGGAAGCAGGUUUAGAUUUCCAUCUGAGUCAUUUCUAGACAGGAGAGGAUUAUUUUCAUGGAAAAACGUUUAAUAAUGUAACUUUGACACACAGAUGAGUUUUUAGGGAUUAAAACAAUGAGAGGAAGCAUAAAGGUCCUCACAUCACUUACAGCUGAGUGCUUUCAGUUCAAGCACGUUUAACUUCAGUGACCUGAACAGAUGUGCUACAUUAAGCUAAUUCAUUCAUUGGUCAUUGACUGCAACAACAAACCAUUUUUCAUAAUCAAAGGAACAAGAUGAAAAGCCUGUGGGCUGCUUUACCAUGAUGUUUUAACUAACAUGUCUUAUUACCUGUUGAGUUAUUAUUCUGUUAGCCAAGCUAACAAAGUAGCUAACUGACCAUUUGUGUAAUCACCAGCAGGUUUAUGGGAUGGCUCAGAGGGUAGUUUACCAGUGGUAGCCCGACAUCUCCAGCUGAACAGCUCAUAUUAGCUUUUUUAAGAUAACUUUCAUUUUCCUGGGAUAGUAGAGAGUUACUCCAGCAUCUACCACCCCCAGGGCAGAAUGAGGUUAGCUAGCUAACUAGCUAACCAGCUGUAUUCCAUUGUACAGUUCAAAGACUCAGGCCAGGAUACCACACACAUGUAGUCUGAUGUACAGGGAGUCCCUAAAGUCUGGACUCAUGGUAAAUCUCAUUAACUAUCAUGUUUUACCUCCACACAUUAAAUAUGGCUUUGUGGAAAGAAGAAAGAGUUGAACUGGUGCUUCUCAGUGAAGGAUGGAUGCAAGGAAAGACAGCAGAUGAAUUUAAUCAUCCAAGGAGGAUUCCUCUUGGCUUUUCCACGCUGAUGAAGGUGGUUAAAGAGUUGAAAGAAUCAGUCAGUGGUUAAAGACUUAAAAGAAUCAGUCAGUGUCAUGGACAAACCCUGUUCUGGACGACCAGAUGGAUCAGCCCAAACUAAAGGAUUGGUCAUGGAUAAGAUUCAUGCUAGCACCAAGAAAUCACCUCGUUAACCCUUACCCUACCACUAUCCAUCCCUGACCUUAUCUUUCCGUUUGUCCAUUCUUCAUGUCCACUGAGAAGUACUGUUUCUACUCUUCCUUCUUGGAGUUCUUCAAGUUCUACUAUUAUAUUACCAUUGUUUCUAGUCCUGUAAGCACAGGACAAAGGUACAACACAUCUAUUGUUUCUGAAGCAACCUUUUUCUUCCUUUUAGUAGUAAAAAUAUUACUGAUAUGUUUAAAAAUCCCUGUGAAGUGCGCUUUAAGACAUGUUACUGGAGUGUGUGUACAUCAGCAGACUGUCGGUACAGGAAGGUUUCAGCCUUCACUGCUUUAUGUUCUCCUAUCAGGAGGACAGAAGAGCUGAUUUCCAUCCUGUGGUUGGUAGAAACCAUCCUCUCUGUUCUCCAUCACACAACCAGAGUUCCAGAUGUGUUGAUUUUCUCCAACAGCUCAUCAGUAACGUCCUGUUUUAACGUCACCUCGUUUUAUUCUAUUGUACAAUAAUGUGUGACUCCAGUUUUAAUGUACUUUUUGUAAUGGUGCUAUCAAACUGCUCCUCUGUUUUCUGAGGACAGUACAUGUUGAACAGCUACAUUAUGUAUACUAACAGUAUACUUGAACUGAGCGUACGAAACAAUGUGCUUUGUGUGUGAAACUAUAAUAAAAGUCUGAGUUACGGAGCAACCACA
Messenger RNA from Acanthochromis polyacanthus (spiny chromis), 6400 nucleotides. RefSeq names its product lysyl oxidase-like 2b (gene loxl2b). Gene Ontology annotation, molecular function: copper ion binding; protein-lysine 6-oxidase activity. NCBI's taxonomy places the organism in Eukaryota, Metazoa, Chordata, Actinopteri, Pomacentridae. The transcript is spliced from 14 exons. Bases 146 to 2431 code for a protein of 761 amino acids. Gene Ontology annotation, cellular component: membrane. The record is from RefSeq and is a predicted model, not a curated record. Gene Ontology annotation, biological process: peptidyl-lysine oxidation; sprouting angiogenesis.